This is a messenger RNA of Saitoella complicata NRRL Y-17804, 1277 nucleotides long. RefSeq lists its product as uncharacterized. The transcript has a single exon. The record is from RefSeq and is a predicted model, not a curated record. Bases 348 to 1157 code for a protein of 269 amino acids. NCBI's taxonomy places the organism in Eukaryota, Fungi, Ascomycota, Saitoellomycetes, Saitoellales, Saitoellaceae.
AAUUAAGUAUCACAUCACAUACAGUAAGUCACACCGUAACUCGCCGGCGAUUAUUUCCUCGGUCGCGACGUCGACUCGCCAGGCUCUUCCGUAUAACGCCGCCUUUCGCCCUCUACCCUUGAGAUCUCAGGAAGCCUCAACCAUCAGACUACCUUCGAUUUACGAUAUCACAUCACAUCACAUCACCUCCUGCUUCGGCCGCCGCUGUUCCGACACAACCCGAAGUUCUAUAAGUUAACGUCCCUACGUAUACCUGUCUUGUCGGGGGACAUUUCUCUGGUGCCAAUCCAAGUGAGACCUAUAUACACAGCUGUCCUCCAGUCAGUUACAGUUAACUCUGCUUCAAUAUGCCGCCCUCCUCCAGCCUCCUCAAUCUUCAUCCUCAAAACUGGUGGUCACCCGCCCACCCCUCCACCCUCCUCGCCGAAGCAAAACCUCUCAUCGAGUCAGUUACACAAUGGACGCACGUGAAGACAUACACCUCUACCCACGGAAACUUUUCAACUGCGACGGAGACGACACCAGUCCGCGUAGAGGGCUACAAGAAAAAGUACGCAGGGUUAUGGUGGUACGCACGACAAAGCAUACACCCCGACAUCACAUUCUCAGAAUUCAAAUCCACCCUCUUCAAGGACCACGCCGAGAAUGAAGCAUCCUACAUCCCCACCAUCACAUCCACUGAAUACCUCGGCGAAGGGCCAUGUACGCCUGCGUCCCACAGUGAGGAGUGCGAUCGGUGGACGACACAUUUGAAUACGUAUACGUUUCCAGCACCACUCUCGAAACGCGAUUUCAUGGUCACGAUAUAUCCCAUGACCCUUUCCCCAACAGAAUUCAUGGUCAUAUCCCUCCCAACGAGCGCCGUCAAUACCCAAAUCCCACGGGAACCGGGUACCGUCCGCGGUGCCUACACAUCCAUCGAACGAGUCCGAGUCCUCCCUGACGACAGAGUAGAGUGGACUAUGAGCACAACCUCCGACGCAAAAGGCUUCUUGCCCGGUUGGAUGCAAAGACUUGCCAUGCCGGGCGAAAUAGUAAAAGACGUAGGGUUGUGGAUGGAUUGGACUAUAGCGAGGCGGGAGAGGCUGAGUGUGGAUUUGAAUAACCGGUGUCCCUCUCCGGAUUCGAAUGAUGGGUAUAAGACGGAUUCGGAUUGAGAAUUACGAGGGUACGGGUUGUGGUAGGUUGAAGUAGAUUCGUGGACGAUGCAGGUAGAUUAACAUUAAUGGAUCGGGAGAUUGAUCUUCUAUGGUGGGUAUAUGAUCAACCACAUGCAC